Messenger RNA from Fusarium graminearum PH-1, 333 nucleotides. RefSeq lists its product as uncharacterized. NCBI's taxonomy places the organism in Eukaryota, Fungi, Ascomycota, Sordariomycetes, Hypocreales, Nectriaceae. The record is from RefSeq and is a predicted model, not a curated record. The transcript has 2 exons. Bases 1 to 333 code for a protein of 110 amino acids.
AUGUUCUUAUCACACAAGGUGUCAAGGCAUUUAAAAUAUGACAUGGAUAACUUUUACGAGAUAUAUCUGCCGAACCCGACCAAAGCUAGGAUAGCUCGUCUUAUUGGUAUAGUUACAGCCUCAGCUAUGCGGAUGCGAAUUCAACGAUCUGCAGCUUACUCGGCACAGACUGACAAACUACGACUCUGUAGCAUGUACACCGCAUGGUUUUCUUAUUCUGCUGAAAUUCGCUUUCCGAAUUCAUACACAAUUGCUGACAUGAUGACAUUGGAUGCUUCGCUUUUCGGCACCGACAGACGCGAGAUGACCGAUAACUCAAGCAAUGGCAACUAA